AGAUUUCAACUUGAAGACAGCAGAGGGCGCCUGACCACACAAAAGACACUGAAGCCAACCUUCAGGCCCGGGCCCGGUGGCGGCGGGAACAACAGGCGUCGAGUCCCCCGGAGGAGGUCUCCGAGCUGAGGGCGGACGGCACGGGGACGGGGACGGGGCCCCACUGCUUCCAGGCGGACGCCACCCAGAGCCCGAGGCCCCCAAGCCCGUUUCCAAAGGCGGAGCACAACGAACCGCACGUAUUUUUUGAGCGCUGCGCGCCGCUCGAGACUCUCAGGCGUCCCGGCAUCUUCUCUGACGCGGCGCGAUGGGCAAGAAGGGCAAGAAAGAGAAGAAGGGCCGCGGGGCGGAGAAGACGGCCGCCAAGAUGGAGAAGAAGGUGUCCAAGCGCUCGCGGAAGGAGGAGGAGGACCUCGAAGCCCUCAUAGCCCACUUCCAGGCUCUCGAUGCCAGAAAGACUCGGAUCGUGGAGACACCCUGCCCCCCGCCUUCUCCAAGGUUAAAUGCCUCACUCUCCGCUCAUCCUGAGAAAGAUGAAUUAAUCCUUUUUGGUGGUGAAUAUUUCAAUGGCCAAAAAACUUUUUUCUAUAAUGAACUCUACAUCUACAACAUCAGGAAAGACGCCUGGACUAAAGUCGAAAUCCCCAACCCACCUCCGAGGCGUUGUGCUCACCAGGCUGUGGUGGUGCCCCAGGGCGGCGGACAGCUGUGGAUCUUUGGCGGGGAGUUUGCCUCUCCCGAUGGAGAGCAGUUCUACCACUACAGGGACCUCUGGGUCCUGCAUUUGGCCACCAAGACGUGGGAGCAAGUCAGAUCACCAGGCGGUCCUUCAGGACGGAGUGGACAUCGGAUGGUGGCCUGGAAGAGACAGUUAAUCCUUUUUGGUGGCUUCCAUGAGAGUACAAGAGAUUACAUCUAUUACAAUGACCUGUACGCCUUCAGCCUGGACGCUUUCACGUGGAGCAGGCUGUCCCCGUCCGGGACGGGGCCCACACCCAGGUCCGGCUGCCAGAUGACCGUCACCGCCCAGGGCAGCGUCGUCAUCUACGGGGGCUACUCGAAACAGAGAGUCAGGAAAGACGUGGACAGAGGUACCCAGCACUCCGACAUGUUCCUGCUGAAGGCUGAGGAGGGAAGAGAAGGCAGAUGGGCCUGGGCUCGGGUCAACCCUUCCGGAGCCAAGCCCUCGCCAAGGUCCGGCUUCUCGGUGGCUGUGGCCCCGAACCAUCAGACGCUGCUCUUUGGGGGUGUGUGUGAUGAGGAGGAGGAGGAGAGCCUGGAGGGUCACUUCCUCAACGACCUGCACUUCUACGACCCCGUCAGGAACCGCUGGCUCACGGGGCAGCUGAAGGGGCCCAAGGUGGAGAAGAGGAGGCGCAGGCGGGGCAAAAGAGGGGAGCCCGGGGGUGCCAACCAGCAGGAAAUGAAGGGGACCGGGGCCCAGGAGCCCCUGGAGGUGGUCCGAGAGGUGGUGGCAGAGGACGGGACCGUGGUCACCAUCAAGCAGGUGCUCGCUGCCCUGGGCCCAGCAGGACGGCCUGAGCCCGACAACGACGAGGACGAUGACGACGGCCCCAGCGAGGCGGGUGUCCCUGCGGUGGAGCCCAGCCCCCGCUCCAACGCCAUGCUGGCCGCGAAGCAUGGGCGCCUUUACCUCUAUGGGGGCAUGUUUGAGGCUGGCGACCGCCAGGUCACCCUCAGCGACUUGUACUGCCUCGACCUUCACAAGAUGGAGGAGUGGACGGUCUUGGUGGAGAUGGAUCCAGAAUCUCAGGAGUGGCUGGAGGAGACGGACUCGGAGGAGGACAGCGACGAGGUCACGGGCGCAGAGGGCGGCGGGGAGGACGAGGAGGACGAGGCCGGCGGCGCGGAGGCCGGGGAGCAACGCCCCUCGGCGGCACCCGGUGAGCCGUUCGCAGACUCCCUGCCCAGGACCGAGCAGUAGUGGGCGAAGCUGGCGUGGGACGACGCCGGGCCCUGGAAGGAGAGUGCCGAGAGCCGCCCGGGCCAUGGCCACGGCUUUCUCUGCUGACUCGGCCUGAGCCGCACACCAGCCAGAGCAUAGACUGCGGGGGUCGGGUUCCCCAGUCUAACCGCAGUGCGCUGUGUGCGGUUUAAAAUAAACUGGACUUGGCAGGGGCUGCCGCCGCCAAGGUGGUCUUCCGUGCAGCCACCGGGCCCCGGUGGUUCUGGCGGGGCCUCUGGCUGGGUCGGGGCCAAGAUGCGGGCGAGGGGAGCCGCCUCCACGGCAGGCGGCACCUUGAUCGUGAAGUGGAACGCUGCGGGCUUUGUGGGGUUCCCCUCUGCAAAACUAGGAGACAGGCUCUGCCCGCCUGCGUGUUCAGCUGACUCUUUGAUUUUUAAAAAUUAUCGGUAGCCGCCCACCGCCUCCUGUACGCAUUUUCUUGGUUCUCUGGAGAAUAAAGCGCCUGUUGUGGGCUGGUCUGCUCGCUCUGC
Balaenoptera acutorostrata (minke whale) is the source of this 2457-nucleotide messenger RNA. RefSeq names its product kelch domain containing 4 (gene KLHDC4). The transcript has 14 exons. The record is from RefSeq and is a predicted model, not a curated record. The coding region runs from base 308 to 1945 and encodes 545 amino acids. Gene Ontology annotation, molecular function: protein binding. NCBI's taxonomy places the organism in Eukaryota, Metazoa, Chordata, Mammalia, Artiodactyla, Balaenopteridae.